Messenger RNA from Brachypodium distachyon (stiff brome), 1062 nucleotides. Its product is annotated as probable calcium-binding protein CML21. Gene Ontology annotation, molecular function: calcium ion binding. The record is from RefSeq and is a predicted model, not a curated record. Bases 206 to 817 code for a protein of 203 amino acids. Lineage: Eukaryota; Viridiplantae; Streptophyta; Magnoliopsida; Poales; Poaceae. The transcript has a single exon.
GAGAAGAGAAGGGAGCUUCGUCUCGACCGGAGACUUGUUUACUCCGCAAUAUUCCAAAUCCUAAGCCCAGGUCAUCGUCCAUCCCACGCAUAUAAACCCCCUCACACCCCACACUAUUAUCUACUCAUUCACACGCCCCAUCGUUUCAUUCCGUCCUCUCGCGCCCGGUACACGCGACUCGAUCAGUUAAAAGUCUAGAGCGAUCAUGGAAGCAGAGACGACGACGGCGGCGGUUGCGCGGCCGCUGCUGCGGCGCGUGCUCUCGUUCCGGGAGCCGCUGCUGCUCAUCCCGUCCCUCCUCGGCUUCCUGGCCGCCGCGGCCUCCGCCUUCUUCCACAGCUACGCCUCCUUCCUGCAGUGCUUCGCCAGGUCGUCGCUGCUCCUCGUGACCCCGUCGCCCGCCAACUGCUCGUGCAAAUGCUUCUACGCGUCCCCAUCAUCAUCAUCGUGCUGCGAUGCCGAUGUCGUCGAGGAGGAGGAACAAGAGGACGAGGCGCUGAGGAAGGAGGAGGUGGAGGAGAUCAUGGCCCGGAUCGGUCUACCUGCCGCAGGCGGCGUCGGCAUGGGCCAGGCCGACGCGGCCAAGCUGUUCGACGCCGAGGAGCCGAGCUUCGCGGAGGUGCAGCGCGCGUUCGGCGUGCUCGACGCCGACGCCGACGGCUUCAUCGGCGCCGCCGACCUGCGGGGCGCCCUGGCGAAGCUGGGGUGCCACGAGGACGCAGCGGCGUGCCGGGCCAUGAUCGCCGCCGCGGGCUGCGUCGACGGACGCAUGAGCAUGUUCCAGUUCGUCGCCUUCCUCGAGGCCGGCCUCUGCUGAGCUAGCUUUGCUUUUUACCGUCGCACGGUGCAUGGUCUUCGAUCCUUCUCAGCUCGCCCGUGGCAGAAGAUGGCGGGGGCGUCUGUGUGUGUGUGGUUCUGUUCUUUUUUUCCUUCUGCGGAGAGUUGGGGUACUGGGGCGAUGCAUGCAUGGAUUGUGCGACGAAUUGAUUAUUAACGCACUAAUUCUCAAGUUAUUAGUUAAUGGAUCAAAUCAAUCGAACUGAUUUUGCCAAUUGGUCACAA